CCCGAUUGUUGUUGUUGUUGUUGUGACGAUGGGGGAUGGUGUUGCUGCUGUGUGGCGUGGGCAUGCUCAGGAGAGUGCCCACUGCUGUCCUUGGACACUGGGCGCCCAGCAGCACACGGCAUCGACAAGCACGAACACAGUGCACCACGACACAGCUUGUUUGCCGGACGACGGAGGCCCAUCCACGAAACGAGCGAAGCUGUGCCAGUCUACAGCACCGCACCAGCAGCAACAUGAGGGCGCACAACAACACGCGACUGCAACAAGAACAGUGCCAUCAACUAUGGAUGAAGGCGAGGACGCGCCGAGGAUACCAGGCUCAUCUAUGCUCGGCCAUGCGACGCCUCAACCACACACGCAGACUCCAGAGGCAACAUCAGUCCAGUUCAGUGCAUGUCAAGCACCAGAGCUGACGCUGGCCAACGCAAACGCCCACCACGGCCCCCAACACGCCGACACUGCCGGGUCACUCGCAGAGCUGUGGCAAGCGUACAUGGACCAGCGGCUGGCCCUUGAGGAGCUGUGAUGUGACGUGCGAUGUGAUGACAGAUGACUUUGCCCUUUGAUUUCAGCUUUAUUCUUCGGGAGAGGCGUGUGUACGAGAUAGUGCUUGGUGAGCACACGUGUGUUGUUUAUUUCGCUGUUAAAUGUUACAUUGCAGUUGACGUGCGACGUUCGUUGCAUUGCCUUUUCCGUGAUCUGUGUGCCACUGUCCUGGGUUGGUCAGAGUGGCAGAAGCAGGAAGGCGCGAUAACCGAUGAUUAAACGGUGCAUUUCUGCCAA
Salpingoeca rosetta is the source of this 783-nucleotide messenger RNA. RefSeq lists its product as uncharacterized. Lineage: Eukaryota; Choanoflagellata; Craspedida; Salpingoecidae. Bases 29 to 526 code for a protein of 165 amino acids. The transcript is spliced from 3 exons. The record is from RefSeq and is a predicted model, not a curated record.